Molecule: messenger RNA, 840 nt
Organism: Pseudogymnoascus verrucosus
Lineage: Eukaryota; Fungi; Ascomycota; Leotiomycetes; Thelebolales; Thelebolaceae
Exons: 1
Coding region: 1-840 (279 amino acids)
Source: RefSeq, a predicted model, not a curated record
AUGCCUGAAGACAGUGAGGCAUCCGAGAAUUGGUUACUCGACAACCAGAGCUCAGCUUUAAACGCCCUGUAUCUGCGUCUUGCGUUCCUUGUUGAACAAGUUAGGUAUGAAGUGGGAAAAGGGAAUAGAGACUAUCGAGAGCUUCAACAUUGGAUUAUACAGCAUGAUUUGACUAAAGCGUCAAGAAAGAACACCAGGAGAGUUUUGCUGUGCUGGCGUCCUACAUCGUCAUUGAUGGGCGACUUAGAAGAACAAGCAUGCAUGCUACAGGAUUUUUCUAACAUCGCGUUCGGGAUUACCCAGGUUGAGCUCCAAUCGUUGGAGAAAACGGAGGCGAGACUGGUGCAGUGUUUUAAUGCUUUCCGUAGCUUCAGCUCUCUCCACGAGCCAAUAUUCGCCGGGCUAGGCAUAUUAAGCCUUACGCCAGGUUGCCCAUUCGACAGCUCGCUGGAAGCCAUUUAUCGGAUGUUGACAUUAUCAUCUAAGGCGGAUAUCCUCCGGGUAUGGGAACCGAUAGCUAAAGCUGUAUCUGGGAUUUCUAUACGAGCCUACAACGACCGCGAGAAGUUGGACGUCGUAAAGCUAUUUAAUCAUUUCAAAACACGCGAAGAUAGCGAGAAGUCAAAGCUUCGAGGCAAGGGGGAGUUCGUAACAGAUAUUUCCGACUCUAAAUGGGCCCGAUUUUGUGAAUUCUACCGCAAGUUUGACACCACACAAGGGGCUCUCGAGGGCGUCGCUAGAAGGGAAAUAUUGUAUUUCCUACGCAAUCCUAGCAACAGAGAUGAAUCUUUGGACGAAAUGUCUAAGCUUCUGUCAGCAUCGUUAGAUUAUGCGGAGUGA